Molecule: messenger RNA, 2013 nt
Organism: Tetrahymena thermophila SB210
Lineage: Eukaryota; Ciliophora; Oligohymenophorea; Hymenostomatida; Tetrahymenidae
Product: oxalate/formate antiporter family transporter
Exons: 1
Source: RefSeq, a predicted model, not a curated record
AUGGAACUUACUAUGAAAUAAAAGGGAAUAAUUACCCUGAUAGGAGGGUUCAUGUUAGAACUAGUAACAGGAACAGCUUUUUUGUGGGGACAGUUCAAUGUUUAUAUAACUUCUUAUUUUAGAUAAAAAGAUGAUUCAGGUUUAGAAUUAAGUGUUGGAGGGGCUAUUUUUCCUGUUAUGAUGGCUUCUUUGGCUUUAGGUAUACCUAUGGGGAUCAAAGGAAUCAAAUUUUUUGGCUCAGCUAGACUGUGCUGUAUUUUUUGUUCUUUUUUCGCUGCAUUAUCUGUAUUUGUUGCAAGCUAUACUCAAAAAUUUUGGUAAUUUGUCUUAAUUUAUGGAGUCGUCCAUGGGAUUGCCUAAGGAGCAGUUUAUUUUAUUCCUAUCUACAUGGGAUAUUUAUUCUUUCCCACUAAUAAAGGCAUGGUUUCUGGUAUUGUAACUUGCGGAUUCGCGCUAACAUCUUUCGCUUUUGGCAUGAUCUUUUUUGCUAUUGUAAAUCCUAAUGGAUUAGUAUAAAUCCAAGACAGUGAUGGCUUUUCAUAUUUCCAAGGACCUUCCGUCUAAGUAGCUAAAAAUGUACCUGAAUCUCUAAGAAAAUUGAGCUACAUGUAUGUCUGCAUAGCAUUUUUUUCUUCCUUGCUGAUCCUUUACCAUCCAAACUAAAUUGGAGAAGAAGAAAAGAGACUUAAACUAGAGUUAAAGAACAAGUAAGAAGAAAAGAAAAUCUUAGAGUCAAAUCUAAGUAGACUUUAGCAAAGAGAUGAGUAAUCGAUUCCAAAACCUGAAUAAAUAAAUACAGAGAAAGUAGAAAAUUAAUAAAAUGAAAUGUCAAGUGUAAGGAAAAGCAUUUAGCUAUUUAACAAAACUAUAGGAAUCGUAGAUUUAGAGUAGCAAGUUAUUAAGAAAAAAAUAGAAUUAACUUAGAAAUAAGAAAAAUAACAAAGCUAUCGCAUCAUUUUGCCUCAUCAAAAUAUUCAAAACGACAAAGAAAUUUAACAAUAUAAUUAACUAUUUUAAAAUAAAAUGUAUUCUAAUACAAAUGAAAAGAAAAACUAUAACGAAAAUGAGCAAAGUGUUAAUUAUGAGAAUAAUUCUUUACUUAGGGUAGUUUCUAAAGACAUUAAAGUCAUGGAUUUGAAUAAAAGAAUUGUUUCUAUUGUUUAAAAUUAAAAUGAUGACAGAGCUUAAGACAAACCCUAACACACAAACGAAUUAGUUUAGGAUUCAUCUAUAGAUCACAUCUCAAAGAUUAACGAUGACAUCAACUAGAAAGAGAAUUAAGUGUAAGACGAACUUUAAUCUUUCUUUUCCUUAGAGAUGGAAAUUGAAAGAUUGAAUAAACUAGGUGCGCCUUCAGUUUUAGUGGCCUUCAAAUAACCAUAAUUAUAUGUCUCCUUCCUUUUGGGAAUCUUAGCUAUUGGCUUUGGGGUUCUCAUUAAUGGAAAUUACAAAUCAAUAGCUAAAGACUAUGGAUUUACUAAUGAUAGCUAUUAAACACUAGUAGGAUCCCUUGGAGGUAUAGCUAAUGGGUUUUCAAGACCACUAUGGGCUAGCUUACUAGAUAAAUUUACAUUUAAGCAUGUUUUAAAUGUGAUCUUAGGUAUUUAAAUAGUGUGCAUUUUCACUAUGCGUUUGACCAGUACAAGUUAAAUUUUCUUUAUUAUUUGGGUAUUCAUCACUCAUAUGACUAUGGGCGCUGUUUUAGGAAUGUGGCCUGUCCUUUCUGCUUAGCUAAAUGGAGUCAAAGUAGGGUCUUAGCUUUUUGGGUUAUAUUGGUUUGGUUUUAGUAUGGCGACGAUGAUACAGUUUUUGAUCGUGUUGGGACUCAAAAAAUCGAUCGGGUUUGAUAACAUAUAUUAUAUUUAUGCUGUUUAAGCCAUAAUUUCUGUACUGAUAAUCUAGUUCUAUCCCUUCAAAGUCAAUUGGUCUAAAUAUUACAUGAUCAAGCAAAAAAAAAUGGAGUUACCAACAUUAAAUGAUAAUCAAUUUAAGGAAAUUUAAUAAAAAUCAUGA